AUGGGUCGGCUCAACCGGAGUGAUACCACGGCCUCACAGAAAACCGGCAUGAAACAACCACAGCGUUGUGUUUCGCCGUGUGAAAUACAGAACAAACCAGAAGCCGCGUUCACUCAUAAUUACAUGUCGUCAAAUGUGUCCAAAAACAAUACGUCAAUCCCCCCGCCAGCCGCACUUCCCACCCGCGUAGUGUUGCCGACAGUGGAACAAUUCCCUUGGUUUGGGGUAAUUUUACAACAGGAGGACAGACCCUCAUCCCGUCCACGUGACGAUGUAGGCAACGACGGAACACGUGCUGAUGACGUCACGACAACGUGCAGCUCCCCUUUAGCUGGACACGUGACUCCUAAAGCCCUGAAGUUGUAUGGAGACAGGUUAUCAGAGUGGGAGAGGAACGAGGUCAGGAAGUAUCCUGAAGUGUGGUUCUUGGGGCUGGACUCCAACAAAGUGCAGGCGCGUGCCAACCUACCCAACAACUGCGGGUUUGAUGACGAGAAUGGCAGCUAUAAUAAGGUGAGAAUCCAUGUAGAAGUAGAUGAGUCCCUGAUGCAAAUCCACGACCACAUAGCCUACAGAUAUGAGAUUUUGGAAGUGAUCGGCAAGGGUUCCUUUGGGCAAGUCAUCAGGGCUCAAGAUCAUCGCACAGGUACUCAGGUCGCGAUCAAGAUCAUCAGGAAUAAGAAGAGGUUCCAUCAUCAAGCGCUGGUGGAAGUGAGGGUGCUGGAUCAUCUCCGAUUGAAGGAUAAGGACCAAGCCCACAACGUGAUUCAUAUGCUGGACUACUUCUACUUUAGAAACCAUCUUUGCAUCAGUUUUGAGCUUAUGAGCAUCAACCUGUACGAGCUAAUCAAGAAGAACAACUACCAAGGGUUCAGCCUGAGCCUCAUCAGGAGAUUUGCCAGCUCCCUACUCCGAUGCCUCAGGUUACUGGAAGGGGAAAACAUCAUACACUGUGACCUCAAACCAGAAAACAUCUUGCUAAAAGCCAGAGGUAGUUCCUCAAUCAAGGUGAUAGACUUUGGGAGCUCCUGCUACACGCAUGCGAGGGUCUACACCUACAUACAGUCCAGGUUCUACAGGAGCCCUGAGGUCAUUCUGGGACUGCAGUACGGGACCCCUAUCGAUAUGUGGAGCAUGGGAUGCAUCCUAGCGGAACUCCACACGGGCUACCCUCUAUUCCCGGGCGAAAAUGAAUCAGAACAACUGGCUUGCAUCAUGGAGCUGCUGGGACCACCUCCACCAGAUCUGCUGCUGCACGCUACCAGGAAGAGAUUGUUUUUUGACUCAAAAGGCUGCCCCCGCAGCAUCACUAACUCCAAGGGUCGCAAGCGGAGGCCUGGCACCAGGGCACUCACCACCAUCGUGAGGUCCGAUGACCCAGCCUUCCUGCACUUCUUGCACAGAUGUCUUGAAUGGGAUCCAAAGCGACGAAUUACUCCAACCGAAGCUUCUCGUCACGAGUUCGUCACGGGAUGUGCUCUGGGUACUGCCCCAGCUGGAGUGCUGGCAUUGCCUCGACUGGCCCCACCGCGACCUACACGAGGAGCCCUCUUACACUCGCAGUCCGCGGGCGAUGUCGCCGCCAUGUUGGGCAGGGCGUGA
Spodoptera exigua (beet armyworm) is the source of this 1602-nucleotide messenger RNA. Lineage: Eukaryota; Metazoa; Arthropoda; Insecta; Lepidoptera; Noctuidae. The record is from the annotation of a GenBank genome assembly.